Molecule: messenger RNA, 3595 nt
Organism: Anguilla anguilla (European eel)
Lineage: Eukaryota; Metazoa; Chordata; Actinopteri; Anguilliformes; Anguillidae
Product: arrestin domain-containing protein 4-like
Exons: 9
Coding region: 414-1688 (424 amino acids)
Biological process (GO): protein transport
Cellular component (GO): plasma membrane; cytoplasm
Molecular function (GO): ubiquitin-like ligase-substrate adaptor activity
Source: RefSeq, a predicted model, not a curated record
CGCACUACAAAAUGUGCAAUUAAUACUAGUUCAAAAAAGGUAGGGAUCGGUAGUGCAGUCUAGUGCAGUGUUGUGAUAGCGUGCUUGCUGAUACUUCAUCCUAAUGACCUGACAACCACACAGUACUCCUCAUUUUUAAAACGCCACAUCCAGUGUUUAAUUACAGUAAGGUUCUUUUCAUUUUCAAGAAGAGAACGAUUGACUUGGUGUUUUGGAUUGGUAGCAUGCUAGCAAUUUAGCUAGCUAGAGUUACAAGCAUAUGAUCAGCGUGAAAGCAGUCCCGACAGUUCAGAGUGAGCUAACUGGUUGAUGAGUCAUUUAUCAAUUUUGUGAACUUCAGCUUGCUUGUUCGGUAACACUACUCUAAUAGUCGUGCACGCAGACACGGAAAGGUUUACAAAGAAGAACCCACAAUGAUUGACACAGUCAAAACGCUCGGCAUCGUGUUUGAUAACGAGCAGAAGAAUGGAUAUUGCAGUGGUGAAAUCGUAUCCGGACAUGUGUUGCUGGAGUUGCUGACAGCGACUCAAAUCAAGGCCAUCAAGAUAACGGCACGAGGGUGCGCGCAGGUAUGCUGGAACGAGGGUCCCUGCAGAGCAUCGUCGCCCAUCAGUGCUCCCAUGGCAACACCAUCCCUGGGGCACUGUAUUAAAGAGGAGGUGGAAUAUUUUGGUGCUUCUCAAACUCUAAUGGAAACAACAGGCAGUGAAGACGGGGAGUGGGUCAGCCUUGAUGCAGGGAGACAUGAAUUUGCUUUCCGAUUUGUGCUCCCUCAAAGGCCCCUGGUGUCCUCGUUCGUCGGGAGACAUGGGAAGGUUCAGUACUGGGUGAACGCGGUUCUGCAGAGGCCCUCGGCCCAGGACCAGAGCGUACGCAGAGAGUUCCCCGUCCUCUGCCACAUUGACGUCAACUCCCCGUCUCUGCUGUCCCCCGUUUCCACCAACAAGGAGAAGAUGAUCAGCUGCUGGAUCUUCACCUCCGGCCCCGUCUCUCUGAGUGUCAACAUCGACAGGAAGGGCUACUGCAACGGAGAGGUGAUCCCCAUCUACGCCGAGAUCGAGAACUGCUCCUCCCGCCUCGUCGUGCCCAAAGCCACCAUCUACCAGAUGCAGACCUUCCUGGCCAGGGGCAAAACCAAAACCUACCGGCAGGCGGUGGCGAGCGUGAGGGGGAACCACAUCCCCUCCGGCAGCUCCGACUCCUGGAACGGGAAGGCGCUGAAGAUCCCGCCCCUGCCCCCCUCCGUCCUCAACUCCGCCCUCAUCAGGGUGGAGUACUCUUUAGCUGUGACGGUGCAGAUCCCGGGCACCAGGAAGCUGAGGGCGGAGCUGCCCAUCGUGAUUGGCACCAUCCCGUACGGCGGCAUGGGGGCCCGCAGCGCCAGCGUCAGCAGCCGGGUCAGCCGGGACACAAGCUGGCUCACGCUGGCACUGCCCGAGGAGCCCGAAGCUCCUCCAAAUUAUGCGGACGUGGUGUCGGAGGAAGAGUUUGAGCUGCACUCCCCCUCUCUCGUCCAAUCGGAGGAGCUGGAGAGGCAACUGGGAGGGCCGAUUUUCGCAUACAUCCAGGAAUUCCGAUUUCAGCCCCCCCCAGUCUACUGUGAGGUGGACCCCCACCCCGCCCGGGCCCUGGAACCGCCGCCUCAGCUGGGUUGGCUCGCCGCGCCGCGCGCCGGACUGGCGCUUUAAGGAAGGCCGCGCCUUUACGCUCCAGUUUACCGUUGACCCCGGUUUCCUCAAAGCCGCAGCACAUUAGCCGUGACCGAUUUUUCAGAACGCCUUCGCUCUCGCUCUGGCGGAGAUGACCGUGGUACAGCCGUGACCGGGACAGGGGGAAAAGGGACCGUGUAAGUGGAAUGGCGACCGUGGGGAAAGGCCAGCCUGGACGUCACGUUUUAUUGCGGACUCGUUCGUGCCGCAGACGGGCGUGGUGCACGCUGGGAAAAACAUGUCCUCGUUGCUAUUUGAAGGAACAUUGUGAACGUUUGCAUGGUUUGUUUCCGAUCAAACAGAAACAAUAGAGCGUGCAUUUCUAAAAGGAAAAAAAAUGGCACUUGUCAACAGAAAGAAAAAAUGGUUUCGAAAGAUUUGCUAAUGCGUUUUUUUUUUCUCACGGUUCUACAAUGGUUUCAUUGGUGGGUUCGUAAGUUCAAUCUGUACCUUUUCAGUUACACAGUGAAAUUCUAUUUCUGGGUUUGGAGGUUAAAAAAAUGCUUCUGUUCAGGAGAGAAUGUGUUUUUGUAACUGUCCUUCAGUGUUAAGUUCAAAUCCAAGGACGUUCAGGGUGCUGCGCCCAUUGAAGGUUUUGAGGACAAGUGACAAUGGAAGCCAAGGAAGUGGAUGAGAACACGGUUCAAUUAACUAGUAUUCUCAGGACACAAGGAAUCAGGGUUUUUAAGAGAUGGGAAGGCUCAGGAAUAACUGUUUGAGGAAGGGCUUUUACGCUACAGCAGACAGAAAUUUGCGGUACGCCAGAGCAAUACUAAACGACAUUAAACUGUGCAGAUUUUCCUUGUCGUAUCGAAAGCAUUCCCAUACAACGCGAGCUGACGGGUGUGUCGAAUGGAGACGCCUGAGUUUACACGUUUGGUCUAAAGAGGCAGUUCCUCUUUAGGGUCCAAGCUGCCAUUAAGUUAAGAUAAUGUUUAUGUGUAGCAGUGCUUCAUUAAUUUAACAAAUGUUUACUUUUAUGUGACAUCUUCGGCACUAAGUGUGAAGAUACCAAAGCUCACAAUUAGAAAUUAACCAGCCAAGUACUGUAACUUUGCUAGUGCUGUCUGGCUUUGUAUUUGGACAUUGACAUCUCUUUAAAAAUGUUCAAUACAACACUAUGGGGAGAAUGAUGUCUUUAUACAGUGGCUGCCUUCAGUGUAUUGCUAUAAAGUGCCAAUUGCUAGUGCCUCUGGAGUGUUUAAACUGUGGAUUAUGAUGUCUGUGCCUGAGCACUAAACUUUAUAGGCCUGUGCCCUUAGCAUCUGGGGGACUUUUUUAAGUAUUGUUGUUUUUUUUUUUUGUUUUUUUCCCUGCGAUUUCACAGAAUGCUAAUCAAGUGCCUUCAAAGCUGCUAUGUUGGGAUAUCAGUAGUGAUAACCAGACAUCUCCCAGGUGUUUUAAUUUUUAUGGUCUUGGGUUUACUAUAAUGUGGAGCACCACGUGCUAACAAGUGCAAGGAUCAAGUUUGUGCAUUCAGACUCUUCGCCUUGUCAUUGAGAUGUAAUGAGAUAUCGUUGCUUAUUGUUAUUUUCCUGUGAAUCCAUCUCAAUGGGUUACUUAUUUUUUGUUGAUUUGUUUGCUUGUCUUGUUUUGUAAAUGAAAAUGUGAAUAAAAUAUUUCAAGGUACUGUUCUGUUGCAAAAUCCAGUCCUGUCUUUGGUCUGUAUGACAUGGACAUCGACGCAAUUGCCAUAUGGCACAAGUUACCGUUGCCUGCAUUAUUCGUAAUGGCAUAUUAUGCUUUUUUUGUUGUUGUUGUAAAACGUCGCUACUCUUGAAUGUUCCGUAUCAUUUAUAUUUUAUCACGCAAAUUAACACUGAAUAAACAUGUCAGCAUUGUAACAAAAUGCGCCUGGCUAUCAAUAAUAAAAUUGGUGCUAUGAA